AUGGUCUCCACGCGACACCACCCUCGCGAAUUCCCAUCGCCUGAGCGCGCCGCAAAUGAGCUCGCCAAAUCGCCAGCGACAACGAACCCCAACUCGCGCAAAUGGGUCCAUACCCCCUCAGCUGCGCUGACAAUCUGGCUUGUCGUCUCCGUGCCCCUGGUCGCAUGGGACGCGGGCUAUGUGUUGUUGCGACCGCAUAGCAUGCCCGGCGGGCGACUCCAUUCCCCCAUCUGGGCGCCUUACGCGCUCUACGGCAAGAUCGACUAUAUCUAUGGCUGGCCUGCCUUCAAUGCGCGCAAUGGAUUUACUGCUGCGCAGACGGUUCUGAAUGUCAUCGAGACCAUCGGCUACGUCUUCUACCUCUGGGUUGUUUACAGCUAUGGCGCAACUGUUGUCGCUAGCCGUGGACAGAGGGUCAAGAAGGGUCUGUUGUGGUUUUUGAAGGGGGAAAAGGUUGUAGCUGGGCGGAUUGGGGCUAUCGCGCUCAUGGUCGCUUACUCCAUGUCUGUCAUGACUUUGAGCAAGACCAUUCUCUAUUGGCUCAAUGAGGUCUUCUCGGGCUUCGACAACAUUGGGCACAAUGCGCCGCUCGAUCUCUUCCUCUAUUGGAUCAUUCCUAAUGGCGCGUGGAUUGUCUUCCCAAGCUACAACAUCUACACCCUCGGCGCUGAGAUUCUGAAUGCUCUUGAGCUCGCGACUCCGCGCCAGAAGGUCGGACGCCCCAAAUCUACCUAG
Penicillium canescens is the source of this 735-nucleotide messenger RNA. RefSeq lists its product as uncharacterized. The record is from RefSeq and is a predicted model, not a curated record. NCBI's taxonomy places the organism in Eukaryota, Fungi, Ascomycota, Eurotiomycetes, Eurotiales, Aspergillaceae. The coding region runs from base 1 to 735 and encodes 244 amino acids. The transcript is spliced from 3 exons.